ACCCCAUGUCCAAGCUUGUUCCAACCUCUCGUCCGGAAUGGUCGAAGGAAAACGGAGUCUUCCUGCGGGGCUUUCUGUCAGCCUUGGCGUCUGGAACCUUCACAGGGCGUUGCACCGGAUCGACCUCUCGAAUGACACCUGAAGACGCCCGGCUUGCGGUAAAGCAACUCGGGAAGCCGGCGUUAUGUAAAGAGCGAUGCGGUGAGUUUCGAUAGUGCGGGUUGGCAUUCAUUCUUAACUGAUUGAAAAAACAUCAACCGCCAUGCCUGGAGUUACAUCACACCGUGCACUUUUCCCAAAUUACUCUCAAACCACAAGCCUUUGCUUCUGUGCUUUCAUCAUCAGACCAAUCUCAGUCGAUAUUACCUCACCCACCAAUCAUCAAGAUGCCUAGCCGUAUUGUCGAAGACGAGCUCACCGAGCUUGUCGCAACCCUGUCAUCAGCUUCGGCUGAGCUGAAUAAGUUCCUUUCCAAGCGCGGUCUUGAAAAGCUCUCCACCGAAGCCGCUGCACCCAAUCUCGAACUCACUCCCGAGAAUGUGCCCUAUUUUCAAGCAAAGACAUCAAUCGUUGAUGCCGCAGAACGUAUUGUUCGUCUGGCUCGCGGACCCAGAGACACACUCAUCACUCUGAGCUUUGAGCACUGCGCAACUGCUUCUCUUCAAAUUGCUCUCCAGUACAAGUUAGCCAGUCAUAUUCCACUUGAAGGAAGCACAACGUAUGCAGCCGUUUCUAAAGCAGUCGGCAAGCCCGAGGCUACCCCAGCCCUCGUCGAGCGUACUCUCCAGCACACGUCUUCCUAUGGCUUGUUCGAGGCCCAGCCAGGCGGCACCGUCGCUCACAACGCCAUGUCUGCGCUUCUCGUGACAGACCCUGACCUUGAAGCAUGGAUGGACCUGAGUGCCACCAUUGCUUACCCCGCCGGUGCUUCUGUUCCCAAAGCGCUGCAAAGCUACGGCUACAGCAUGGAGGCGAACGAGUCUGCCUACGGAGUCUCAAUCGGCAGAAAGAUCUCUCAGUUCCAGCGCUUCCGCGAGGCGGACGGCCAGCAACUGCACGACAUGUUUGCCCGUGCCAUGCGUGGUAUUGCGGUCGGCGGUGCUUACGACCUACGUCACGCCGUUGACGGCGGCUACCCGUGGCACUCGCUGGAAAAAGACCACAUCCGUCUCGUUGUUGACGUUGGUGGUGGCCCUGGCCAUAUUUCAAUGGCUCUGGCCAAGAAGUACCCAAAGCUCCAGUUCGAGGUUCAAGACUUGCCAGAGACUGUCGAAGUUGGGGCCAAGUCCUGCCCUGAAGAGUUGAAGGGUCGCGUCACUUUCCGUCCGCACGACUUCAUGAAGCCUCAGCCUGAGCACAAGGUUGCCGAGGGAGAAGGAAUUGCUUAUUUCUGCCGUUUUAUCCUUCACGACUGGAGUGACAAGUACGCCCAAAACAUUCUUCAGAGUCUGGCGUCAUCUCUGAGACCCCAUGACCGUAUCAUCAUCAACGACGUCGUGGUUCCCGAGCCAGGACAAGAGAGUCGUGAGAGGGAGCGUCGCAUGCAUGAUCGGGACCUUUUGAUGUUGAUGAACCUUAAUGGUCGUGAACGCACGAGAACUGCUUUCGAAAGCCUCUGCAGCGCAGUGACGCCCAAGCUCCACGUGAAGACAGUAUUUCGCCCUGAGCUCGGGGAACUUUCUCUCAUCGACAUAGGUUUGGCGUGA
Molecule: messenger RNA, 1706 nt
Organism: Colletotrichum acutatum
Lineage: Eukaryota; Fungi; Ascomycota; Sordariomycetes; Glomerellales; Glomerellaceae
Product: O-methyltransferase
Exons: 2
Coding region: 387-1706 (439 amino acids)
Molecular function (GO): O-methyltransferase activity
Source: RefSeq, a predicted model, not a curated record